This is a messenger RNA of Caenorhabditis elegans, 1222 nucleotides long. RefSeq names its product DUF3485 domain-containing protein (gene F15H10.8). NCBI's taxonomy places the organism in Eukaryota, Metazoa, Nematoda, Chromadorea, Rhabditida, Rhabditidae. The transcript has 5 exons. The coding region runs from base 105 to 1166 and encodes 353 amino acids. The record is from RefSeq and is marked reviewed.
GUAUUGGAACAGUAGAAAAGUGAGAAAUAGAGAUUAUAAUCUCCGUAUUCGAUUUGGAUUCAUCUAUUCAAAAAUUUGAAAAGCCGUCGUUUUAUUGGAUAACAAUGGCUAGCUAUCAUUUAUUUCAUGAUUUUAAUGUUAGAACUUCUAAAUUUAAAGAGUUCUACAGAUAUCGAAAAAGUUUUCUUCACUAUUGCGCAAUCAUUUUUGUUGUUAUCUUUUUAGUUUUCAAUUUGUUUAGUUUUGAUUCAAAUAACUCUGAAUAUGAGAAUGAAGAGCAUUCAAAUAUUAUUGCCCCCGAGCCGAAUUUAAGAAUGAAACUUCCUUUUAUUACAACACCUUCCCCCCCACUAAUUCCAUAUAAUUAUAAAAAACUCCCAAGUUGCCAAUUAAGUAUUGAUUCUCCGAAUCCCCUCCAUGACGCUGAAGCAAUUAUGAACGAGUUCAACAAAUGUGCUUCAAUGCUUUUACUGAGAUUUUCCAUGAAUCCACAAGGAAUGCUUUUUAAUUGGCCAUAUACUAUUUAUGUAUGUGAUGAAGAAGAUUUAACUUCUAAAAUCCCAGUGAGAUCAUUUGAUAAUGGAGAGAAACAAUACUGGGCGAUACUUCCCAACUGUCAAGAAAAAACUACUUUGGUUACUUUAGGAGCAAGUGAUAACACCAAAUCUGAAGACACUUUGAAAAAUCUUCUUGAUGAUUUUGAAACAUUUGGGACUGAUCCAUUCCGUGGAAAAAACAGUGCUUAUGGGAAAUUUUACCAAGUUGCUUUAUCGACCGAUGAUAACAAGUUGCAGCUGGCAAAUGUUUAUGACAAAUUUUCUGAUAAAAACUAUGUGGCAACAAUGAAUCAGUACACAUUCUUCAAUCAAACUGUUGGGGAAAAGAAAAUUGAUAUGCUCUGGAUUACCCCAAAUUCUGGAAACUUCGAAUAUGAAAAAUAUCUGAAUAAAGAUGGAGAGUUUGCAAAAAUGGGAAUCGUUGUGUGCCAAGUUAAUAUUGAAAUAACCAAAAAUGACGCUGAUCGAUGGUUCAAAUUAAUAAAUCCAUUGGUUGAUGAAAAGAGAUUUAUUUUUAUGAGACCAAUUGCAACGGAAGGAGGAGAAUUAAUAAGAACUUAUCUUUUAAAUGUUUCUGAUCCAAUGUGUAUUAGGAAAUAUUUACAGUAGUCGUGUUUGUUUUUUUUGUUUUCUUUGUCUGAUUCAUAAAGAGAAUUAUUACCUUU